UACGCCCAAGGCCUUCAGGUAGAAAGUGACAGAACUUCUGGCUCUCGAUUCAGUGCGUAUCCCUCCCGCCAUUUCACAGCUUGCCUAAGACGAGACAAAUCACCGGGUCCCCCAGCCGGCCCGGUGAAGCGCCCUGCACCUCGUCUGCCAGGGGCUGAGCCGCCGGGAACAUCCCCGCGUCUCCAUGGCGAAGCGUCGCAAAGCAGCCACGCAGCACCCAGCCCGGCUAGUGCGAGAGGCCCAGCGACGGCCUCUUCUAGCAAGAAUGGCAGAGCCUGGGCCCGAGGCUCCGUGUCCUUCUCAAUGCGGCCACAAGAUCCUGCCAACAGGUGAUACCGAUCGGGAUUCCUACGCCACCACGACGAAGACUGCGUUCACACCUAAGACAGGAGCGGUGCCUGCUUUAAUUCGUCAGAAAAGUACCAGAAGAUUAGGAUAUACAUAUUCACUUAGUUAUCCUGUUCCCAACCAGACACAGUGCAAUGAUGAGUAUGUUUGGAGAUCAUAUUCUAAAGAAGAUUUGAUCAACAUUGGAACUUCAAGAGGAAUCAAGAACCACAAAUCUUAUUACCCCAGUCAAUUGCCUUUCAUUUGUACCCCAGCUCAAAAGAUUAAGCAACAUUCUCAGAUGUUUCUGGAAUGGAAAAACUUAGUUCCCCGACCAGCAGACACUGAAUCUCGAUGGAAUUACCAAAUUCCAGCGCUUCAGGAUUUUAGUUUCAAAUAUGGAUGUUACUCAAGCCUACCCAUUGCUUCUCAGGGUCUAGGUAAGUACACCUGUACUGGCGUUUGUAACACUGAGCAAGACAACAUGGACAUUGAAUAG
This is a messenger RNA of Delphinapterus leucas (beluga whale), 826 nucleotides long. The record is from RefSeq and is a predicted model, not a curated record. Lineage: Eukaryota; Metazoa; Chordata; Mammalia; Artiodactyla; Monodontidae.